Messenger RNA from Penicillium malachiteum, 1086 nucleotides. Its product is annotated as J domain-containing protein. The transcript has 3 exons. NCBI's taxonomy places the organism in Eukaryota, Fungi, Ascomycota, Eurotiomycetes, Eurotiales, Aspergillaceae. Gene Ontology annotation, molecular function: Hsp70 protein binding. Gene Ontology annotation, cellular component: endoplasmic reticulum membrane. The record is from RefSeq and is a predicted model, not a curated record. Gene Ontology annotation, biological process: cellular response to misfolded protein. The coding region runs from base 1 to 1086 and encodes 361 amino acids.
AUGCCGGCUACCGCGUCUGGAUCAGAUGCCAAUGGAGGCGGCGCAAGAUCACGGGAACAUAAACAGGGAAACCAAGACCGCAAAUACACACCCGAGCAAAAGGCUGCGGUCAUUCGCAUUCGAAAAUGUACAGCAACCUCGUUCUACGAGAUUCUCUCGGUAGAGCGCACAGCGACCGAUAGCGAGAUUAAGAAGGCAUACCGUAAACAAAGUUUGUUGACACAUCCGGAUAAGAACGGUUAUGAUGGCGCAGAUGAGGCGUUCAAAAUGGUCUCGCGAGCGUUCCAAAUUCUUUCCGAUUCUGAUAAGAAGUCUCGUUAUGACAAGUUUGGAGGAGAUCCAGAUAGCCGAUUCAAUCCCGGUCCAAGUGCAUCGUCUGGAGGAGGUGCCUCACCAUUUGGCGGCGGAGGUGGAUUCGGUGGUGGUGGAUUCCCUCGUGGAGGUGGUGGAUUCGAGGAGGAGAUAUCUCCAGAAGAAUUGUUCAAUCGAUUCUUCGGUGGUGGUGGAUUCGGUGGUAUGGGUGGCAGCCCAUUUGGCAUGGGUAUGUUUAUUCUGUUAUCCGAGUACACAGCGCGCGACUACACAGCUUCCGAGUACACCAGUUCGGAGGAGGCCAACCACGCAGAAGACCUCGCGCGACCAACUCAACCCCACAGCCUCCCCCCGGAUGUAUGGUCUAUUCUACGCCAAAUUCUGCCUCUCCUAAUUCUGUUCCUCCUCCCCCUCCUCUCCUCAAUCUUCUCCGGUUCUCCUGCCCCGGCUGGACCGACCUUUCGUUUUGAUACACCCGAGGCUCCUCAUACCUUGGGACGCACUACUCCCUCGCUCAACAUCAACUACUUUGUGAAUCCUUUGGAUGUGGAGGAAUUAAGUCCUCGCAAACUUCGGCAAUUAGACAAGCGAGUGGAGGUGGCAUAUGUAUCAAAUCUCCAGUAUGAGUGCGAGAAUGAAGUGCAGUUCCGAGACCGCAAAAUUCAAGAAGCACAGGGUUGGUUCUUCCCUAAUGUGGAGAAGAUGAAGGAGGCUCGCGCUAUGGAGUUGAAGAGUUGUCGCAAGUGGGAGACCUUGAGGAGGAAGUAUAAUUAG